Molecule: messenger RNA, 1111 nt
Organism: Daldinia vernicosa
Lineage: Eukaryota; Fungi; Ascomycota; Sordariomycetes; Xylariales; Hypoxylaceae
Product: alpha/beta-hydrolase
Exons: 2
Coding region: 102-980 (292 amino acids)
Molecular function (GO): arylformamidase activity
Source: RefSeq, a predicted model, not a curated record
CGUAUUCCCCUCAUGCGCCGUAAUCCUAGCAUCAAUGCCUAUCGCAAAAUGCUUCCUCCCAAGUAUCAUAGCUUGUCGGCCUAUUGGAAUAGGGUUUACUCAUGGCGUCGUCGCUCAACUAUACCGUCCAUCAGUACGGCGCACACGAGCUGCAACGGCUAGGGAUCUGGGACCUCGACGUUGCUGAUAAAACUCGAACUAAAUAUUGGAUCGUAUUCAUUCACGGCGGCGCAUGGCGCGACCCUCGCGUCGCGCACGACACCUUCGCGCCGGUCAUAACGCGCUUCCUCGAGAGCAGCAGUAAUACCGCCGCCGGAUCUACCGGUAGCAGCAGCAUCCCCGUCGCCGCCUUCGCCUCCCUCGAUUACCGCCUGAGUCCGCACCCGGAGUUCCCGCAGGACCCGGCGACUACGCCGCCGGACCGCUUCCGCGGCGCCAAGCACCCGGAUCAUCUCGACGACGUGCGCUCCGCGCUCGCGUUCCUGCAGAAGCGGUACGGCUUCGGGAGCAGGUAUGUGCUUGUUGGACACUCGGCCGGCGGGUGUCUUGCGUACCAGCUGUUAGCGGGAUUGUCCAGGAUCGAAGACGUCGAGGUACAAUUCCCCGCUGCUGUGUUCGGCGUCGAGGGGAUCUACGAUAUGACGGGCUUGAACGCGCGGUUCGCAGGCGGGUAUGCGGGGUUCCUAGAAGGGGCUUUCGGGCCGCAGGAUAAGUGGGAUGAAGUGGCGCCGAUGAAGUGCCCGGGGAGCUAUGGCGAUUGGUACCCUGGCGGGCUGGCUGUGCUGGGGCACUCGGUGGACGACGAGCUGGUGGAUAUGCCGGAGGCGGAUGGGAUGGCGGAGAGGCUGAAGAGGGAUGGUGUUGAGCUGUUGCUUGUGAAGGAUCUUACGGGGCCGCAUGAUGAUGCUUGGCAGGAUGGUAGAGGGGUUGCUAGGACAGUGUUGAGGGUGUUGGAUAUUCUACGGGAGAGGGCUAGGUAGUUAGGAGACGGUAAUACGAGGAUUGACUAUAGUAUAUAUGAUUUAACGUGAUAAAGGUCAAAAUUUUAGCGUAUUUAAAGGUAUGGGAUAUAAGUGAGUGAAUAAUAUUCCGCUAAUAAAUCAUAUUAUCC